Ochlerotatus camptorhynchus is the source of this 798-nucleotide messenger RNA. RefSeq lists its product as uncharacterized. NCBI's taxonomy places the organism in Eukaryota, Metazoa, Arthropoda, Insecta, Diptera, Culicidae. The transcript has 4 exons. The record is from RefSeq and is a predicted model, not a curated record. The coding region runs from base 10 to 714 and encodes 234 amino acids.
GUUGGCAAAAUGCCGUGCAUGAAGAUGUGCUGUUUUCAGUUCUCAACUCGAUUGGGAAGCAUUAUAGUUGGAAUUUCCUCCAUGCUUCAAGUUCUAAUACCAGCAAUUGUUCUCAUCGGUGUCGGUGGAGCAGAUCGACUGAAAAUUGUGGCUUCCGAUAUGAAUGACCACAUUAACGAUUUUGGACAAGAUGCAAUUUUCAUAUGGCUUCUAAAUUUUACGUAUAGCGAUCCUAAAGGAAUAUUUCUCGGAACUGUGUUAUUUUGUGGAAUUCACGCAUUGUGUUGUGUUUUGAUGAUUAUUGGAGCUAUAAAAUUUCAGAAAUAUUUACUUACACCAUUCAUUUUCAUGGAUUUCUUAAGGUUAUGCAUUCUCUCACUAACACAUGUCAUCGGUAUGAUGGUAAUCAAGAAACAGCUUAACCUUGGGGAUUUGAUAGCAAUUACUAUUGCUGGUGGAUUUGGAUUGCUUCUGUUAUUUUAUCUAUGGGCUUGCGUUGUAGCAUUGUACCAAAUAUUGGGCAUUGUAAAAACGGAAAAAUAUCGCAAACUUUUCGGAAACGACCCAAUCAGUCGAAACAAUAUUUCUACGGCAAACGACGAGAACACAACAAAUCUUCAACCAACUGUAACAACAAAGGAUAAAUAUUUCACAUAUAACUCAAACUUCUCAAACGAAUAUUCCAAGGAUAACGUUCACGAAUAUACUAAUUGAAAAUGCUACGCAACAAACAAAAAUCAAGGUAAAUAUAGAUUUGAGGUUAGAUCUUUGCACAUGAAUCAAUUUUAAUUCAAGCAA